This is a messenger RNA of Hyla sarda, 1579 nucleotides long. Its product is annotated as pulmonary surfactant-associated protein D-like. The record is from RefSeq and is a predicted model, not a curated record. NCBI's taxonomy places the organism in Eukaryota, Metazoa, Chordata, Amphibia, Anura, Hylidae. Bases 397 to 1137 code for a protein of 246 amino acids. The transcript is spliced from 9 exons.
AGAUCCUCGUCGGCUUCUAUCAGGAACCAAUUCCUGCGAAUCACUCGCUCUAUUACAGGGUUCAUAGGAGUAUUCUGAAAUACGUUUCUUCUACGUGCUGACCAACAAUUGAGAUACUGCACGGUAAUUGAGCCUCAACCAGACAGCACUGACCAGGAAACUAACCAGUUUGACGCCAUCACACCCUCACACUCAGAUACCCACAGUGCAUCCCCAGAAACCACCAACAAACUCCCAGAUAGCAUGUCAUCAGCCCCGACGGACAAUAAAAUCUCUACCUUCUCUUGCCGAUAUUCCACGGUGGGAUCCCUCGUCAGAGCCUGGUUUCUCCUCCCUGCUGACCAACAAUUGAGAUGCCGCACGUGAAUUGAGCCAGACAGCACUGUCACAGACAGGAUGCACAGUAUUGGUUCUCUUCAGCCUCUAUUGGUUCUCUUCUUCCUGCUGUUCAGUGUGUCAUUUGCUACACAGAUAUGUAAAGAAGGGGAAACCUAUUCUGUAUUUACAUGUGGGGCUCCGGGGAAGGAUGGUAAACCUGGAGUCAAUGGGCCCAGAGGGGACAAAGGAAAGCAAGGACCACCUGGAUUACCAGGAAUUGCUGGGCCACGUGGAAUACAAGGAAUACAGGGGCCUCAAGGUGAAAAAGGAGACAGUGAAGCUUCAGGACUUGACGACAUAAAAACUCAAAUAACAUCUUUAAAUGGAAGACUGAAUUCUCUGCAAUCUAAAGUGGAACAACAGGGAAAGGCUUUAAUAUUUUUUAAGGGUGCAGCAGCAGCUGGAGACAAGAUCUAUAUUUCACAAGGUGACCAGGCAAAUUACAAUGAUGCUAAGGCAGCUUGUACCAGUGUAGGAGGUCAAUUGCCUAUACCACUGAAUGAAGAUGAGAACAACGCUGUAAAGAAAAUAAGGAAGCAAUAUAAUCUCAACUCAUUUCUGGAUAUAAAUGACCUUCAGGAUGAAGGAACAUUCAGAUAUCCAAAUGGUGAAAAGAUUAGAUACUCAAACUGGAAUAAUAAAGAACCAAAUAAUGAUUAUGGAGUGGAAGAUUGUGUGGAAAUAAUUGAGGGUGGAAAAUGGAAUGAUAAGAAUUGUGAUGAAAAACAUCUGAUCAUCUGUGAAUUCAUUCCGUCAUAAAUAUUUUAAUUAUUUUAUACACACUUGGGGAGAUUUAUCAAAACCUGUGCAGUUGUCCAGUUACCCAUAGCAACCGAUCUGAAAAAUUAAGCAUUCUGAUUGGUUGCUAUGGUCAACUGGUCGACUUUUCACCUGCACAGGUUGUGAUAAUUCUCCCUUCAUAAAAUAUAAUUAAAAAGGUAAUACAAAAUGACCUGUAUAAUGUCAUUUACAUUUUUUAUGUAUUCAUAAAUCAAGUAUGAAUCAGAUAUUAUGGGAAAAAAAUUGAUAUGUAUUCCUAAAUGAAAUAUGAUUGAGAAAUCUUGAAAAUAAUCAAUUAAACACUCAUUUUAUCCAGCUGCAUAUUUGUGUAUGUAUCCAUUUUUGUUAGAAUGAAUUUCACGGCAGCUGUUGACCCCAAGAUUUCCACAAAGCUUCAGUGAUCAGAAAUCGGUAUCAUGAU